Messenger RNA from Rhagoletis pomonella (apple maggot), 1336 nucleotides. RefSeq lists its product as uncharacterized. The record is from RefSeq and is a predicted model, not a curated record. The coding region runs from base 147 to 917 and encodes 256 amino acids. The transcript is spliced from 7 exons. Lineage: Eukaryota; Metazoa; Arthropoda; Insecta; Diptera; Tephritidae.
GUUUUGCAACAGAUGUUUUUCACUUGCCGAAUGUAAGAAAAUAAAGUUGACCUGAGAUUCAAGUGUUUUGCAAAAAAUUUAAUUUAAUUAAUAAAAAAGGGAGAACCCACAUCGAGAAACACCGGAUAUACAUAUUAUAUAACAAUAUGAAUAAGCACCUUUUUAAAAAAUACGGAGCGCAAAACCCGAUCACGUCGGCGGCGAAAAUCCCGAUAAAAAAGACAAAAUAUACGACCGAGAAUAAAAUGCUGUUACAAAACAGCUCAAGACGCGUCAGUUUGACCAGUGAAUGCACCAUAGAAUCACGGAGAAUAAGCGUAUCAACAUCGGCCAUAGAGGCAAAUGAGAGCAACCAAGAAGUUUUUCAAGUGGUGUGUUGCAGUCACUGCAACAUCUUUGAGAAACAACUGCAAGCAAUGGGCGAAAAAAUAGAAGUCCUGCAAAACGUUGUGGAAACCCAAAACGCCGCGAUCAUGGACGCUAUAGCCGGGCAGAAGGUGGCUACAGAACAACUGGUGCGCCAAGAAGCCCAAAACACACCUGUCGUCAAAUAUUUUCCGAUAUGCGAUAUACCCGAAAUGCGGGCGUUGGAAUGCAAAAUAACUUCUGCCAACAGGGAUAUAUGUGCGUUAUUUAUAAAAGAGGCUGCUAUUUCGUCCAUUUUGUGCAACAACAUAAAAAAUAUUUCAAUGCUGCUAAAAAUAGACGUAAUCAAUGAAUUAAAUGUGGAUGGAUCUCAUGGAAAGGUUGGGCUUAAAUCCUUUCCAAACUUUUAUGGUGCACUUACAGGAGCCAUUGCCAAAAUGCCGUUUAAGGGAUUGACGCCAGAAGACACGGUUAGAAGCGCACUAAAAUUUGAAAAGGCAAAGUAUUUCAAAAAAGCAUAUAGACAAAAGAAGAAAAAUUUUGAAAAUUAAUUUUUAAGUUUAUCAAAUUUAUGAAUUGUCUUUUUUUGUUUUUUUAUUAUUUUAUUGAUCUCAAUAUUAACUUUAAGACAAACGAAACCCAAGUACAAAUGAAAAUGAAUUUAAAAAUGAAAUUAAUAUUAGACUUUUAGAAUAAGAAAGCGCAGAAUCUGAAAGUAACUUAAAGACUAAAUGAAAAUGAAUUUGAAUAUGAAUAUGAAAUAAAUGUAGGUAAUAGACGGUUUUAGAAUAUGAAAGAAUUUAAUUUGAAAAUAAGAAAUAAUUGAACUUUUAAGUUAUUGAAAUCAAUGAAGUGCAACUUUUUUAUAUAAACUAUCUUUAUAUUAACUUAAAGACCAAAGAAACAAAUGUACAAAUGAAAAUGAAUUUAAAAAUUAAAUUAAUGUAAAUAAUAGACUGUUUUAGAAUAA